Molecule: messenger RNA, 4004 nt
Organism: Diabrotica virgifera virgifera (western corn rootworm)
Lineage: Eukaryota; Metazoa; Arthropoda; Insecta; Coleoptera; Chrysomelidae
Gene: Nt5b
Product: cytosolic purine 5'-nucleotidase
Exons: 10
Coding region: 111-1958 (615 amino acids)
Molecular function (GO): 5'-nucleotidase activity
Source: RefSeq, a predicted model, not a curated record
AAAACGCUAAUGGUCAAAUUGCCGAGACCGUUCUUUAGUUUAGUUAGUUAGUGACACAGUGAAAGUGGUGAAGAAAACCUUUGUUAGUUUCGAGAAAAAUUACAGCGAAGAUGCCGGACGUUUCGCAAGAUCAUUUCGAAGUCGAUCAUCCUCUGGAGCCUCUUCUGACUCCGGAAAUUAUGCGGGCGAGGGGCAAUACGUUGACCAUGGAAAAUCCCUUCUUCACUCAAAGAAAAAGGUCCGAUAGUGAAUCUGAAGAUAUCGAGACUAAAUAUAGAUCACCCUCGCGCAUUGCCUUAUUCAAGAGAGAGAUAGGACACAGAAUAUUCGUCAACAGAAGUCUUCAUCUCGAAAACAUCAAGUUCUAUGGUUUUGAUAUGGAUUAUACCUUAGCAGAGUACAAAUCUCCCGAAUAUGAAAAAUUAGGUUUCGAUUUAGUUAAGGAGCAUAUGGUAUCGAUAGGAUACCCACAAGAAAUUUUACAAUUUGAGUAUGAUCCAACAUUUGCAGUAAGAGGAUUGUGGUUCGACUCAUUGUAUGGAAAUCUUUUAAAAGUAGACGCAUAUGGAAAUAUUUUAGUAUGUGUGCAUGGAUUCGAAUUUAUAAAGCAUUCCCGUGUUUAUGAACUAUAUCCCAAUAAAUUUUUAACGCUGGACGAAUCUCGAGUGUACGUACUGAAUACACUAUUUAAUUUACCUGAGACUUAUUUGUUAGCUUGUUUAGUAGACUUUUUCACCAAUUGUAAGGAAUACUCCAAAACCGACACGGGAGUAAAAUGUGGAGAACUUCUGAUGUCGUACAAAUCUAUUUUUCAGGAUGUUAGAAACGCAGUAGACUAUGUCCAUUUACAUGGGGACCUCAAAAAUAGGACAAUCGAAAAUUUAGAAAAAUAUGUCAAAAAAGAUGAACGUCUUCCAAUGUUUUUGAGUAGGCUAAGAGAGAGUGGAGCCAAGACUUUCUUAUUAACGAACAGCGAUUAUACGUAUACCGAUAAAAUUAUGAACUAUCUUUUCGACUUCUCCCAUGGACCUAGGCCCGAAGAUCCUCAUCGAAACUGGAAAACCUACUUUGACAUAGUCGUCUGCGACGCUCGCAAACCACUCUUCUUCGGCGAAGGAACUAUUCUCCGUCAAGUGGACACUUCCACCGGAGGUCUUCGAGUGGGCGUCCAUACAGGUCCCCUGCUAUCCGACCAUGUCUAUUCCGGAGGUUCUUGUGAUGUCUUCACGAAAUUCAUCGGGGCUAAAGGAAAAGACGUGCUCUAUGUUGGGGAUCACAUUUUCGGUGAUAUUUUGAAGAGUAAGAAGAUCAGAGGCUGGCGAACCUUCUUGAUCGUGCCCGAAUUGGUUAGAGAGUUGCACGUGUGGACUGAUAAGUGUCAGCUGUUUGAGGAAUUACAGGGAUUGGAUAUUAAAUUGGGUGAAAUGUACAAAAACUUAGACAGUAGUGCGAAAGAAAAACCAGAUAUUUCAAAACUUAGGACAUCUAUAAGAGACGUGACACACAAAAUGGAUAUGUCGUAUGGUAUGAUGGGCAGUUUGUUUAGAUCUGGAUCAAGGCAGACGUUUUUCUCUUCUCAGGUUGUAAGGUAUGCAGAUCUGUAUGCAGCUACUCACCUUAAUCUGUUGUACUAUCCCUUCUCGUACAUGUUCAGGGCGCCAGCAAUGUUGUUACCUCACGAAUCUACAGUAGCUCAUGAGCAACAUUUCGUCAUGGAGCUGAACAGGGAGCAUAAUACGGUUACUCCACAAUCUUCAAUUGAAUCCAGAGAGAAGAAGCCCUUGGAGCGGGCCCAGAGUCAAAUCCCGCACGUACGUCCAGCCACGCCUCAGUCGGUCACGCAUACCCACGACGAAGACUUCUCUGACGACGAUAGCGAAGAAAAAUUAUCGAGAACUGAAAAUAACAAUUUACCAAUAAGCAGUUCAGAAAACAAGGUCGAGACACACGCACAAUAAUAGGUUUUCGACAUUUUCAUAGGGCUAGAUAGAUACCUUCACUAGCUGUUAACAACCGAAAUAUUUUUAAAAACACGCGCCUUAUAGAUAGGUAGGUAUUUUGUUAUGUCAAUUGCCCUUUGUCAUAUUUUUACAGAUAUGAUGAAAUAUGAUUGUAAGUUUAACGGAAGUUUUAAAAAUUUCACAGAAUUAAAACAACAGUGAAUACGCACCUUUAAGUUGUCACAAAAUCUUAGAAUUUACUAUAUAAUUAUCGUUCUGUGACAUUCUAAUAAUAUUUAACAAAUAGCCCCCGAAAUGUAUUUUUAUGCUAUGAAAUAUAUUUUGUAUAUACCAUAAUACAGAAAAGUUAGAUGCUCUCUGAAAUUAGUUGACUUUGCAGUAAUGUGAGUUCCCUAGAUUUGGGUAUACAGUCGAACCCGCUUAUUAGAGUACCAGUUAUAGGAAUAUCCCGGUUUAUGGAAUAUAAAUUCGAGGUCCCGAAACGUUUCCAUUUAUCCUCUAAUAAAUUUAUCCGUUUAUUGGAAUAUGGUUUAGUAAAAUAAUACCGCUUAAUAGAAUAUUUUUUUCAGGUCAACGAAUAAAUUGUUACGUACAAUUUCUUAAAAAUUUAAAUUUUGCCUGGUUUGUCGGUAAGAGCUUCGAAAGCCUGCUGUUUUGUAUUACGGUUUGUCAGGUACCUAAUAAACACUUUAUUACUGUGUUAUGAGUAAGCGCUACUUUCCCACAGAAAAUUCAAUCGUUAGCCGACAAGGUCAUAAAAUAAUUUCAUUUGUCUCCAAAUUUCUAUAGGUACAUAUUGCCACACAUUUUUAUAUACCUAAGAUUAUUUAUUACGAAUAGUUGAUCGUUUGUUCGGAAGUCUUUUCUAAAACUCAAUUCCAAUUUAUUUUCUAAUCGUUUCGUAAUUAUUUUUGUAAAUAGAUUAUAAAUUUUUAUUGGCAUAAAAAGACCUAAAACCAUAUGCAUAUACGAGUAUCUACAUAUUGACUUAGUAUAUACUAUUCUGACGUAGAUAUAUUCGGUACACUUAUUUCAGCUAGCCACCAAUGAUCGGUUAUUAGAAUAUCCCGCUUUUAAGAAUAUUUUUGCUUGGCACGAAGGCUAUUCCAAUAAGCGGGUUCGACUGUAUACUGUUUUUUGGCAUCUAAUAUUUUUUAUGAAUAUAAUGUGACAUACGACAAAAGCUAAUUAGGGUGAACUUUCGACAAAAGUUUUAAAAGGGCGAAAUACUUUUUGAAUAGUGGAUAACACUUACUUAUUAGUAACUAACUCUUGGAAGAUGUACCACUGCAUGAAUGUCCUGUCAAACGUUUCACUGAUGAUUGGAAGUGAAAAUAAGUAAUAGAGCUUUUCAACGAUUCUCAUUUGUUUCGAGCUUGUGUCAUACGUUGUAUAUUAAUAUUAUACACGGAUUAUACGACAUAUGACAAAAGCUCGAAACAAAUGAGAAUCGUUGAAAAGCCCUAUUCGUACAACCGGCUGAAAAUAGGACUUUUCAGUCCGGGCUUCUCGGGCCCGGGAUUUGUUUCGGGCUUCUCUAAUAUGUCGUAUAAUCCGUGUAUAAUAUUAAUAUACGACAUAUGGCAGGAGCCCGAAACAAAUGAGAAGCGUUGUAAUGCCCUAUUGAUCGUAAUUAGCGUUUGUCGUAUUUCAUUUGAGAGUAACGUACAUUUCUGUAAUAAAGAAAAUCAUAUUUUAUUAUUUCUGUUUUUUUAUCAAUCAAGUUCUGUUGACCACUUGUUUGAUGAAAAAAAAAACAGUUUUGUUAGACUAAAAUACAGAGAAUACAAGGAACCGCCAACUUGCACAAUAAUUAAAACGUAUUUAGAAAGUUUUAUACUAAUUUUUUUAAUAAUUGCUCAUAAGAAUUUAAAAAAAUUCCCAUGUGAUGUUUUUUAAUUAGUAACUUUUUUUCUAGCCGUAAGUUUUUGUAGCAUUAACGUUAGAUUGGUUGUUUAGUAUAUUUAUUUUUCUUGUAUUUUUUAAUAUUGAGAUGUUUAUAUAUUGUAAAUAUCAAAGAAAUAAAUAAAGUUGUUAAAAGAA